Cottoperca gobio is the source of this 3309-nucleotide messenger RNA. RefSeq names its product tyrosine-protein phosphatase non-receptor type 12. NCBI's taxonomy places the organism in Eukaryota, Metazoa, Chordata, Actinopteri, Perciformes, Bovichtidae. The record is from RefSeq and is a predicted model, not a curated record. Bases 498 to 2864 code for a protein of 788 amino acids. Gene Ontology annotation, molecular function: non-membrane spanning protein tyrosine phosphatase activity. The transcript has 18 exons. Gene Ontology annotation, biological process: protein dephosphorylation. Gene Ontology annotation, cellular component: cytoplasm; nucleus.
GUCCGGAUGUUCCCCAGUAGCGAAUAACGAGCAGCAGUGUGUGAAUGUGGCAACCGAGGUAGACAGGGAGGGGUAGAUAGACUGACCAGACCAGGGUUUUUUGUCUUUUUUCUUUAUUUUUCUUUUCUUACAGAGCCAAGUGUUUACAGUUUAUGUGACGCCACGGUUGUAAACUUGUUUGUAGACGUGAAAGCCCGGCUGCUUUUCUUUGGGACUAACCGUUAACCGUUGUGAAAACAGCCCAGAAUAAAGAAGGAAAGGGAGAAACAACAUGGGGCGAUAAUUUAAAAAAAAAAAAGGUGUUGUGUUAUGAACCGACGAUGACUCUCUGGGAGGAUCCGUGAAGCUUAUUUAUUUUUAUUUAUUCCCCUCUUCCCUUUCCCUUGUGUCCUUCUUUUGUUGUUUUAUUUUUGAAUUUUCUCCCCCCUUGCUACUUUGGGAGGUUAUUUUUUUUUUAAAGGAAAAGGCAACGGGUUACGUUACAAGAGGACUGAAGGAUGGACCAAGCCGGCAUCCUGAGAAAGUUUAUCCAGGGGGUGAAGGCCAUGAGCGAGGGGGACGAGGAGAGGGGAGAGGACAACUUCGGCAGCGACUUUAUGCGGUUACGGCGGUUAUCGACUAAAUACCGCACGGAGAAGAUCUACCCCACCAACGUAGGAGAGAAGGAGGAAAAUGUCAAGAAGAACCGAUAUAAAGAUAUACUGCCAUUUGAUCACACUAGGGUGAAGCUGAUGUUAAAAACGACCAAUCAGGACUCUGAUUACGUCAAUGCUAACUUCAUCAAGGGUAUGGAUGGCCCCGAGGCGUAUAUUGCAACUCAGGGCCCACUGCAGAACACUGUCAUCGACUUCUGGAGGAUGAACUGGGAGUACAACGUAGCUGUUAUUGUGAUGGCAUGUCGAGAGUUUGAGAUGGGAAGGAAAAAGUGUGAGCGGUAUUUUCCGCCGUUCGGGGAGGAGCCCAUGAGUUUUGGCCCUUUCAGAAUCUCCUGUGAGUCAGAGCAGGCCAGGACGGACUACUUUAUCAGGACUUUGACGGUGGAGAAUGAAAAUGAAACUCGGAGGCUAACACAGUUCCAUUAUAUGAACUGGCCGGAUCACGACGUCCCCUCAUCAUUUGACUCCAUACUGGAUAUGAUCGCACUAAUGAGAGAGUACCAAGAGAAUGAUGACGUCCCUAUAUGUGUGCACUGCAGUGCAGGCUGUGGGAGGACGGGUGCUAUCUGUGCUAUCGACUACACAUGGAACCUCCUCAAAGCUGGGAAAAUACCAGAAGAUUUUAAUGUUUUUCGGUUGAUCCAAGAGAUGAGGACGCAACGACACUCUGCCGUUCAGACCAAGGAGCAGUACGAGUUAGUUCAUAGAGCGAUCGCCCAGCUCUUUGAGAAACAACUGCAGCUACUGGAGGGCCUCGCCAACACGCAGAUACACGAUGGCAUGGAUGAAAGCAGUCCAGAGAAAGCAAGCCACCAGUCAGAUGAUGAGAGAUGGGACACACCACCUCCAAAACCUCCCCGCAUACGCAGUUCCCAGGCAGAAGGUGAUGUGAAGGAGGAGAUACUCCAGCCCCCGGAGCCUCACCCCGUACCCCCCAUUCUGACCCCUUCUCCCCCUUCAGCCUUCCCCACCGUCACCAACGUACGGCAGGACAAUGACCGCUACCACCCCAAACCUGUCAUACACGUCCUGGCUACGCAGAAUAAGGACACGGACCAGCAGCAGAAAACGUCAGAGGCCGGUCCAAACAAGCAGACCAGUCCCGCCGAGCAGAAAGACCAAAGUCUACUAGGUGGAAAACAGCAGACCCAGGUCUCAAAUCUAGAUCUCAACGACAACUAUAACAACAAAUCGACAUCGACAAAAUCGGAAUCGGGCCAAACUCAGACUCCCUCCUCGCCGCUCUCCCCAGCUGUUGAAUGUUCUGGUGUUCCUCGCAUCGAGAGGAAGCUGAGCAUUGAGAUUAAAAAGGUGCCGUUACAGGAAGGACCUCGUAGUUUUGACACUUCCUCCUCCAUGGGAGUAGCAGGCGGAAUAGGCAGCAGUUCAGCCAAUAGCGCAGUAGUGCUGCAGAGAACCCACGCCUUCAAAGCCCGUUCUGGCCAAUCCCUGCUGACGUCUAGCUCCUCGCUGUCGGAGGACUCGGGCACGGAGGGAGGAGCAGGUGGAUGUGGGGAGAGUCAUACAGACGGAAGCGUCCUCGCCAGACCAAACCACCUCCCCGUGAAGAGUGAGAAGGGGGAGACGCACGGAGGGGAGAAAUUGGAGGUGAAAGCCGGCCAUGCAGCGUGGGCUCAGACCUGCAGCAGCCCUGACAAACAGUUCCCCAAAACCGCGUCCUCGUCUUCCUCCUCAGACCGCGUCGCUCCAUCCUCAUCCUCCUCCUCCCACCUCUCCUCCUCCUCUUCCUCCUCCUCCUCCACUCCCGUUAGGACUGCCCUGAGCUUCACCAACCCCCUGCACUCCGAUAACUCGGACGAGGAGGGGGAUGGCGAGAUGUCCGGAGGAAAGGAGGGUUAUCGUACUAAUGUAUCCACGGCGACGGCCAUGGUAACCGCAUCCCCUCACCACGGCGAGCAGCAGCCGGUCCGGAAGGUGUUGCCCAUGUCGAUCGCAGGGCAGAGCUCUCCGUCAACCACAGCAAACUGCUGGGACAGCGAUGACUCCCCUCCCCCCCUCCCUGCGAGGACCCCUGAGUCCUUCCUGCUGGCCACAGACCCUCUGGACGGGAAAACGUCAGCCUCGGCUGAAUGGAGCGGUUCAAAUAAAGAUGUGUCAGAGUGUGUUAAGAAGACAUCUCCAGCUGACCCUGCAUCUGCUGGCACCACGGCAACAGACAGCAAGGCAGACCUGGGUGGGGUUCGGUAACCGCUGCAUUCAGCCCAAAGGCCCCCGGAAACCCCCCCUGGAGUGGACAUGAUGGAACGUUCCAUCUGCCCGUCCACCUACAGUGUCCUCCCUUGUCAGGAGAUGGACUCUACCGAUCUCAUCUGGCUGGUCCAAAAACCUAGUUGAUAGAUGCUACACAGACAGACGGCACACUUCUACAUAGAAACACCUUCUGUGCACCUCCUCCUCCUCCUCCUCCUCUUCCUCCUCCUCAGUCCCUCCUUCAAAGUGCCAUUGUGCAAAGCAGAAGAACACUUACUGGUCAAGUGGCUUGUUCAUGUUUUCCUGUUCAGCUUGCUGAUGUUAGAGGUUUUCGCUGCUCUAGACGCUGACCUGGGAUCACUCGUGUUAUUUUCCUGUUAAUGGUUAAAGAAUAAUUCCUGUUUUUUGUGACUUGGGAGUACGUUUAAAAAAAAAAGAAGAA